Molecule: messenger RNA, 1685 nt
Organism: Propithecus coquereli (Coquerel's sifaka)
Lineage: Eukaryota; Metazoa; Chordata; Mammalia; Primates; Indriidae
Gene: RBM41
Product: RNA binding motif protein 41
Exons: 7
Coding region: 48-1289 (413 amino acids)
Biological process (GO): mRNA splicing, via spliceosome
Cellular component (GO): U12-type spliceosomal complex
Molecular function (GO): U12 snRNA binding; pre-mRNA intronic binding
Source: RefSeq, a predicted model, not a curated record
AGGUCCGCGGCCUAUUUCCCAAGUUAGCGCUAGGGGCCUGUGGAAACAUGAAGAGGGUAAACAGCUGUGUGAAGAGUGAUGAGCAUGUCCUGGAGGAGCUGGAAACAGAAGGGGAGAGGCAGCUGAAAAGCCUCCUUCAGCAUCAACUUGAUACCUCUGUCUCCAUUGAAGAAUGUAUGUCUAAGAAAGAGAGCUUUGCUCCUGGUACUAUGUACAAGCCCUUUGGGAAGGAAGCAGCUGGGACUAUGACUUUGUCCCAAUUCCAGACACUGCAUGAGAAGGACCAGGAAACUGCUUCACUCAGGGAACUAGGGCUUAAUGAAACAGAAAUCUUGAUCUGGAAGAGCCAUAUUUCAGGUGAAAAGAGGACAAAACUGAGGGCAACUCCUGAAGCAAUACAGAACCGUCUUCAAGAUAUUGAAGAAAGGAUCUCGGAACGUCAGCGCAUCCUUUGCCUGCCCCAGAGAUUUGCAAAGAGCAAACAGCUGACUCGACGAGAAAUGGAAAUAGAAAACUCUUUAUUUCAGGGAGCUGAUCGUCACUCUUUUCUCAAGGCACUUUAUUACCAAGAUGAACCCCAAAAGAAGAACAAAGGUGAUCCCAUGAACAACCUGGAAAGUUUUUACCAAGAGAUGAUAAUGAAAAAACGUCUUGAAGAGUUCCAACUUAUGAGAGGUGAACCCUUUGCUUCCCACUCACUGGUCUCAGCUACAUCAGUGGGUGAUAGUGGCACAGCUGAGAUCCCGUCAUUACUCCAGGACGAGGGAAAACAGGCAGCACAGGGUAAAGGUCCUAGUCUCCAUGUGGCAAAAGUUAUUGAUUAUUCACCUGAGCAGUGUUGGACUGGGCCUAAGAAGCUGACGCAGCCAAUAGAAUUUGUCCCAGAAGAUGAGAUCCAGAGAAAUCGUUUGUCAGAGGAAGAGAUCCGAAAAAUGCCUAUGUUUUCUUCAUAUAAUCCAGGGGAGCCAAACAAGGUGUUAUACCUGAAGAACCUUAGCCCUCAGGUGACUGAAAAAGAUCUGGUCUCAUUGUUCGCUCGAUUCCAGGAGAAAAAAGGACCUCCAAUUCAAUUCCAAAUGAUGACUGGACGAAUGAGGGGGCAGGCUUUUAUCACCUUUUCCAAUAAGGAGAUAGCAUGCCAAGCAUUGCAUCUAGUAAAUGGAUAUAAACUACGUGGGAAAAUAUUGGUGAUAGAGUUUGGAAAGAACAAAAAGCAACGGUCAGAUCUCCAAGCUGCUUCUCUCAUACCAUGUGCUACAGAUGGUACUACAGAAAUCAGUGGUAGCUAGAAUAUAUAUAGAUUGUGGGUCCUCAGUGGUCUUUCUUGCAUCUGAAUCCUGGAUCUAGGAUUUGUGUACAGACAGCAAUUUAUUUGGAGUUGAAGAGGAGAAACUAACUGAGAGAGAAAAAAAGUAAUUGGGACAAUCCCCUUUAGCUUUUGGAGAUAAUUGGUAGAAAACAAUUUCUAUAAUCAAAAACUAUGUAGGACAGAUAAUAUACUAAGUACAAAGAGUAGUGUACAAAAAGUAUUGUUUUCUCAGGAUAAAAUUAUAAAAAAUUAUUACUAGGGAUUUUUCAAAAUCUUUAUAAUUUUGCUGGGGUCUUCAAUAUUUGUCCCUAGAGAUAACAUUCUUUCCAAGACUGCCUCCUAUAUUCACACCCAAAAAACUAAAUACAUGUUGAAA